GUGGUCAAAUCCUUCGUCCCUCUCCCUCCCUUCCUCCCUCCCUUUCUCCGCCGUUGAUGGCAUUCUCGCUUCCGGCGUCGUUCCCGCCGCCUCCCGUUCGCCUCCUCCGCGGCUCGAGCCGCCGCCGCCGUUCUCCUCUCCUCGCGACGUCGCCGGUCCCCCUCCCCGGCGGCCUCCCUCCCUCCCCGGAGCUCCCGCCACUCCAGACCCGCCGCCGCAGUGCCGCUCGCCUUCGACGGGCCCCGGCGGCGGAGCUCCGAGCCCCCCGCUCCUCCUCCGCCGGCGGCGGCGGCGGCGCCCCUCCGGCGACUCCCGACGGUAAGGUGGCGAUCCUUGUCUCCGCGGCGGUCACCGUCGCGUUCGCCGUCGCCAAUCGCGUGCUCUACAAGCUCGCUCUCGUCCCCAUGAAGCAGUAUCCUUUCUUCCUCGCGCAGAUCACCACCUUCGGGUAUGUGGCAAUAUAUUUUUCGAUUCUUUACAUCCGCUAUCGAGCUGGGAUAGUUACUGGCGAGAUGUUAGCACUUCCCAAAUCGCGGUUUGUGGCCAUUGGAAUGCUUGAAGCCCUGGGAGUGGUUACUGGGAUGUCUGCCGGAGCAAUGCUCCCUGGACCCGCCAUACCCAUAUUGAGCCAGACUUUUUUGGUGUGGCAACUGACUUUCUCAACUGUUCUUCUGGGUAGGAAGUAUUCAUUAAAUCAAAUUGCUGGCUGCUUACUUGUAGCUGCUGGCGUAGUAGUGGCUGUAGCAAGUGGGUCUAAUUCUGGUCAGAUUUUAUCUGGAAUUGAGUUUGCAUGGCCAUUGGUGAUGAUUGCUUCCAGUGCUUUUCAAGCUGGCGCUUCUAUUAUAAAGGAAUCUGUUUUUAUUGAAUCUGCAAGACACCUUAAGGGAAAAUCACUUGACAUUUUUGCCGUGAAUUCUUUUGGAUCUGGGUUUCAGGCUCUUUUUGUGCUUCUUUUUCUGCCUUUUCUAUCAAAUUUGAAAGGCAUACCAUUUGCCCAGCUUCCUCUGUAUCUGAAAGAAGGAGCUGGUUGCUUUCUAAACAUUGGAACCAACACCACAGGUUGUGAUGGGGCACCAUGGCUUCCAUUAAUUUUUGUAACUACCAACAUUAUCUUCAAUAUAUCGUUGCUCAAUCUGGUGAAGAUUUCUUCUGCUGUUGUUGCUUCUCUUGCCGUAAUGUUGUCAGUUCCCAUUUCAAUUUAUGUCCUUUCUCGUCCAUUGCCAUAUCUCCCUGAAGGUGCGAGCUUAACUCCCUUUUUUGUGAUUGGCGGAAUCAUUCUUGUUCUAGGUCUUCUUCUUUACAAUGUUCCUCAAAGGCAGGCUGCAAAAGGUGAUUAGCACAGACUUAUUCCUCGUGAAAAAAUGAUAGCCUAGACCCUCAACUAGUCCACCGGCAUUGUUUUGUUCAAUCAAUCUGGCUCUUUUUCAAGUGUAAAUGUGGCAAAGAUGGGAUUACUCUUUAGGUAGAUUUGCUCAAAAGAAAGCUACUGAACCUACACAUUGCAUAUCAAGUUUGUUCUUGUAUAACUUCCAAUUAUUAGUCCAUAUUAUCGU
This is a messenger RNA of Syzygium oleosum, 1553 nucleotides long. Its product is annotated as protein CLT2, chloroplastic. The transcript has 10 exons. Bases 57 to 1337 code for a protein of 426 amino acids. Lineage: Eukaryota; Viridiplantae; Streptophyta; Magnoliopsida; Myrtales; Myrtaceae. The record is from RefSeq and is a predicted model, not a curated record.